CCUUCCAUUUAGGUUGACCUGCCAAGUGAGAAAGGAGGAGGAGACUGAGAAAAAUGGCUGGCAAUCAGGAAGGGCAGCAAAACCAAGCUGGUAGACACCAGGAGGUUGGCCACAAGAGUCUGUUACAGAGUGAUGCUCUUUACCAGUAUAUACUUGAGACCAGCGUUUAUCCCAGAGAGCCGAAGCCCAUGAAAGAGCUGCGGGAGUUGACUGCAAAACACCCCUGGAACAUUAUGACGACCUCGGCUGAUGAAGGGCAGUUCUUGAACAUGCUGCUCAAACUCAUCAACGCCAAGAACACCAUGGAAAUCGGCGUUUACACCGGCUACUCCCUCCUCGCCACGGCCCUCGCUCUUCCCGACGAUGGAAAGAUACUGGCUAUGGACAUCAACCGUGAAAAUUACGAAUUGGGUCUUCCAAUCAUCGAGAAAGCUGGUCUUGCACACAAGAUUGAUUUCAGAGAAGGUCCAGCCCUCCCGGUUCUUGAUCAGAUGAUAGAAGAUGGAAAGUAUCAUGGGACGUUCGAUUUUAUUUUCGUGGACGCUGACAAGGACAACUACCUGAACUACCACAAAAGGCUGAUUGAUCUGGUCAAGGUUGGAGGAUUGAUAGGCUACGACAACACCCUAUGGAACGGCUCUGUGGUGGCACCACCUGAUGCCCCUCUCCGCAAGUACGUUAGAUAUUAUAAGGACUUCGUGUUGGAGCUCAACAAGGCCCUGGCCGCUGAUCCCCGGAUCGAGAUUUGUCAGCUUCCUGUUGGCGAUGGGAUCACCCUGUGCCGCCGCAUCAGCUGAUUACCCCCCACUUCAUGGUUUAUAUUUUACAUUUUACAUUUUACUCUCCCAAUUUAAAUGGUUUUUCCCUUUUUGUUUUUUUCUUUUGGUUUUGGUGGGGGUGGUUGGGACUUGGGACUUGGGAAGAGAUUAUCUUGGAGGAGAAGACGGUGUUUGGUUGGCAGUGGAUUCUAAGGCCUCUCAAGGCCUGGCCAUGUUUAAUUCUGUUUUAAAAAGCAUAUAAAAUAAUUUAAAUUAUGUU
Molecule: messenger RNA, 1038 nt
Organism: Vitis riparia (riverbank grape)
Lineage: Eukaryota; Viridiplantae; Streptophyta; Magnoliopsida; Vitales; Vitaceae
Product: caffeoyl-CoA O-methyltransferase-like
Exons: 5
Coding region: 54-797 (247 amino acids)
Molecular function (GO): O-methyltransferase activity; S-adenosylmethionine-dependent methyltransferase activity
Source: RefSeq, a predicted model, not a curated record